Temnothorax curvispinosus is the source of this 1603-nucleotide messenger RNA. RefSeq lists its product as uncharacterized. The coding region runs from base 129 to 590 and encodes 153 amino acids. The transcript has 2 exons. The record is from RefSeq and is a predicted model, not a curated record. Lineage: Eukaryota; Metazoa; Arthropoda; Insecta; Hymenoptera; Formicidae.
GGGAUCGGGCCCAACCAGUCGUAAUCGAUACAAGAAGCUCCAUUUUUCUACUCCUCUCUUGACUUCAUCCCUCCCAUCGCGAAGGAGGAUCUCCCCUCGUGAAUCCGUCUGUCGCCCGGCUCGAGAUCAUGAAGAUCGUCUUCGCCCUGUUGUGCGUCGCGGUGGCCUUCGUUGCCGCCCAGGAUGCCCAGGUGCAGGAGCGGCCGAAAACCUUCCGGAGGCUGAUACCCGCCGACGUUCUCCGCGACUUCCCGGGCAUGUGCUUCGCGUCGACCAAAUGCGCGACCAUCGAGCCGACCAAGUCGUGGGAGCUGGCGCCGUUCUGCGGCCGUUCGACCUGCGUGCCCGCCGACGACAACUCCGGCCGUCUGUUCGAGCUAGUGGAGGACUGCGGCCCGCUGCCCAAGGCCAACCCCAAGUGCAAGCUCUCCGACAAGACUAACAAGACCGCGAGCUUCCCCGACUGCUGUCCGAUCUUCGAGUGCGAGGACGGUGCCAAGCUCGAGUAUCCGGACAUCCCGACUCUGCCGCCGCCGAGCGAGGCCGACGUGGCGGCCGCGAAGCCGCAGCCGGAGGCGCCGAAGCCCUAAAGCACCCGAAAAACAAAGCAGCGAAAGGCCACCUUAUCCCCAAAGGGGAGGUGAAGGUUGCGGUGUAGCCUCCUCGACGAGAUCGAUCGUGCCCGGUUGCGUUCCAAUGGACGUCAGAAAAAUCAUCGAGCCUAGCGCAACGCGAAGCAAAGACGCGUACGAUCGCACGAAGUAACUUUAUUUUGUAUUUAUUUUACUUUGGUAUCCGAAUACCAAGAUCCGCUUCGAUUAGUCACGCUAUUUCACGGUAUUUCUUCUCGGGGAAAGGAUAAAUUGUCGUGUAACAGUCAAACGACGUCGCCGUACGUUGCGCUAGGUAUACAUCAAGAUCUCCUCGUAUCCGGCUCGGAUUGUUCGACAGGAUUGCGCAACGAUUUCUGCCGAUCGCGACGAGGCCAUACCGCGGUACCGCUCACCCGCCUAACUUACGUGAUCCGAUCCCAUACACGAUCUAGAUUAAGCUAAUUGUAUAUAAAUUCAGGCGGCGCCUUUGCAAACCACAAGCACGACGAAAGCUUCUCCAAUGCACUCGUUCUGCCUCCCUCCCUGUCUCUUCCUAUUUGUAAUCUUCUCGUAAUCCACUCCGCGACCCUCUCAUUAGCGUCUUCUAUGUACUUUAGCUGCUCAAUCCCCGAAUGUAUGGUUUACUUACGAAAAUCUAGAGAAAAGAAACGGGCAUCGCAAAAUUUAGCAGAAGACAGGAAAUGCAAUGAAUGUCUUACAAAGAAUGGUAAAUGUGCUAAGAAGUUAAGUCGAUAUUUCGGCGUAUACAUUGUUUCGUGAUUACCCUAUAUUAUAUUUCGCACAGGAGCGUACGAAAGGUUUAGACACUUUUCGACGAUAUAUCUUUUAACGAUAAUUGGUAAUGGCGCACUUUUCUAGUUAAGUUUUCGACUUAAGCUCUUUCUCAGCAUAUGACAAAUACCCUGUAGCAGAGUCCGGCAGUAUGUAUCGCAGCAAAUACGUGUGAUUGUAAUUAUAUGUGAUUAAAUUAAUAUACUUAUUUAAUUCAA